Brassica oleracea var. oleracea is the source of this 1578-nucleotide messenger RNA. Its product is annotated as putative aminoacrylate hydrolase RutD. The record is from RefSeq and is a predicted model, not a curated record. The transcript is spliced from 11 exons. Bases 97 to 1290 code for a protein of 397 amino acids. Gene Ontology annotation, molecular function: catalytic activity. NCBI's taxonomy places the organism in Eukaryota, Viridiplantae, Streptophyta, Magnoliopsida, Brassicales, Brassicaceae.
AAAGAAAAAGUCAUAUCUGUUCUUCAUUUUCUUAUUCCGGUUGCUGAAUCCGCCGAAUCCCACCCAAUUUUCCAAGAGGAAGAUAAUCGUUAAACGAUGCCGUAUUGCGAGGUUGUGAAAGAACACGUAGACGCAGAAACGACGCUUAACAAUGCCGGCGUCAAGAUAUUCUACAGAACCUACGGUCAUGGUCCUUCCAAAGCUCUUCUCAUCAUAGGUUUAGCCGGAACCCAUGAAUCGUGGGGACCUCAAAUCAAGGGCUUGACGGGAACGGAUCAACCCAACGACGACGACGGAAUCGUUUCCGAUGAUGAUUCAGGAAGCGGCCAAGGCAUGGAGGUCUGCGCCUUCGACAAUCGUGGUAUGGGUCGAAGCUCCGUGCCCACCCACAAAUCUGACUACACAACAACUAUAAUGGCCAAGGAUUCGAUUAGUUUGUUGGAUCAUUUGGGAUGGGAGAAGGCUCACGUAAUUGGCCACUCUAUGGGAGCUAUGGUAGCUUGCAAGUUAGCUGCAAUGGUUCCUGAACGGGUUCUUUCUCUUGCGUUGCUUAACGUUACAGGUGGAGGUUUCGAGUGCUUCCCCAAGCUUGACCGGCUAACUCUUUCCAUUGCGAUACGUUUCUGGAUGGCAAAGACCCCUCAACAAAGAGCUAAAGUUGAUUUGGAUACACAUUAUUCACAGGAUUACCUAAAAGAACGCAUAGGCACCAACACAAGGAGGGAUGUCCUAUAUGAGCAAUAUGUAAAAGGAAUAUCAGAAACUGGAAUGCAGUCAAAGGACGGGCUUGACGGCCAACUUAACGCUUGUUGGUUACACAAGAUCACAACACCAGAGACUGAACGGAUCCGCUCUGCUGGAUUUCUUGUCUCAGUCAUUCAUGGAAGACAUGAUGUCAUUGCUCAGAUAUGUCACGCGAGAAGACUGGCACAGAGGCUAUACCCUGUCGCUAGAAUGGUUGAUCUUCAUGGAGGCCAUCUUGUAAGCCACGAGAGAACAGAGGAGGUUAAUAAAUCUCUUCUUGAGUUAAUCAAAGCGUCAGGAGUGAAGAAAACAGCAACUGAUUGGACUAACCUCACCAUGGAAGAUCCCGGUUAUUUCCAGAGGAGAAUAUCACUUAUUAGAAGCUCAUCAGAAGGCAAGAGUGCCGCUUCUCCUUCACAUUUCAUAGUGGAAAAGUUUCAUCGCUGUCUACUUUUCCUCUUCGGGUUUCUGGUGUUGGUUUAUGAGUAUGCAAGAAGAGCUUUGAGGGUGGUGAAACCCAUCAAAGUUGGUCCUUCUCUUACAUAACCAACAAACCUCUCACACUUCAAUUCAUACACGGACCAACUAUGCAGUGCUUCAGUGAUCAAGCUGGUGAAACGUACAGACGCUAGAGAAGGAGAUGCUGCUAUUACAAGGAAGAGAGAUUAAUACAAACUGUUGAUAUGUACUUGUGUAGAGAGAGAAACAUUUUGUUAUAUUCUAUUUACCUCGGAUCGAAAUGUACUAUUGUAAAGACAAGACUUAACCUCAACUGAGACUUUAAAUGUUGUCUGUGUACCUCCCCUCCUAUAUAACAUACAAGUUUCUGAUUAA